CUAUUUCAUUGCGCUUCCCAAAGUGCUGACAACCUCGAUGAAUCGGAGCUCCCACAGUGGGACAAUAAUCCCCCCUAUGCUAUGCCUCCUCCAUCCGACACUCCAGCAGAGGUUCGAUUCACAGAAAACCUUGUGCAGGUCAUGCACGGCCGUAACUCACACUUAGAGAAGGAG
Suillus bovinus is the source of this 174-nucleotide messenger RNA. RefSeq lists its product as uncharacterized. Lineage: Eukaryota; Fungi; Basidiomycota; Agaricomycetes; Boletales; Suillaceae. The annotation marks the transcript as partial. The record is from RefSeq and is a predicted model, not a curated record. The transcript has a single exon.